Lepus europaeus (European hare) is the source of this 924-nucleotide messenger RNA. Its product is annotated as olfactory receptor 13G1-like. Gene Ontology annotation, cellular component: membrane. Gene Ontology annotation, biological process: G protein-coupled receptor signaling pathway. The transcript has a single exon. Gene Ontology annotation, molecular function: olfactory receptor activity; G protein-coupled receptor activity. NCBI's taxonomy places the organism in Eukaryota, Metazoa, Chordata, Mammalia, Lagomorpha, Leporidae. The coding region runs from base 1 to 924 and encodes 307 amino acids. The record is from RefSeq and is a predicted model, not a curated record.
AUGAACCACAGUACCGUAACUGAGUUUCUGAUUGUGGGCCUCACCAAAAGGCCUGACCUCCAAGCAAUUCUCUUCCUGGUCCUCCUUGCUAUCUACCUUGUGGCUUUUCUGGGCAACACACUCAUUGUGGUUGUCAUCAUCCACAACUCCACCCUGCACACUCCCAUGUACAUCCUGCUGCUGGCCCUGGCUGUCGUGGACAUCAUCUGUACCUCGAGCAUCAUGCCUAAGGUGCUGGGCACCAUGCUCACAUCAGCAAAGACCAUCUCCUAUGGGGGCUGCCUGUCUCAGCUCUUCUUCUUCACGUGGUCCCUGGGGGCUGAGAUGGUCCUCUUCACCACCAUGGCCUACGACCGCUACAUGGCCAUCUGCCACCCACUCCAUUACAAUGCUACCAUGAGCCGCCAUACCUGCGUGGCCUUGCUAGGUGUCGUCAUGACUGUGGCAACCACCAAUGCCUGGGUACACACGGGUCUCAUCCUGAGGUUGACAUUCUGUGGGCCAAACAUCAUUGACCACUUCUUCUGUGAGAUACCCCCACUGCUGGCUUUGUCCUGCAGCCCUGUGAGAGUCAAUGAAGUCAUGGUGUACAUUGCUGACAUCGUCCUGGCCAUCGGGGACUUCUCCCUCACCUGCGUCUCCUACGGCUUCAUCAUUGCCGCCAUCCUGCGUAUCCGCACAGUGGAGGGCAAGAGAAAGGCCUUCUCCACGUGUUCGUCCCACCUCAUCGUGGUGUCCUUGUACUACUCCCCGGUGAUCUACACCUACAUCCACCCUGCUUCCAGCUACACAUUUGAAAAGGACAAGAUGGUGGCCGCACUCUAUACUGUGGUGACACCCACGCUGAAUCCGAUUGUGUACAGCUUCCGGAACAAGGAGAUGCAGGCAGGGAUUAGAAAGGUGUUUGCUUUCCUGACACAUUAG